Molecule: messenger RNA, 276 nt
Organism: Gongylonema pulchrum
Lineage: Eukaryota; Metazoa; Nematoda; Chromadorea; Rhabditida; Gongylonematidae
Source: the annotation of a GenBank genome assembly
AUGUGGAAAACGAAGAUUAAGGAACCAGAAGAGAUCGACGGAGGCGAAGAGGACGAACGCCGGGAUUUAUUCAUUUGGCCGGGAAGAGGAAAUUACUGGAAAGCGAUCCUCAAUUUUUGCGCAGACGCAUGCCGAUCGUUUUGUUGGGAUACGAAUAAACCAAAAUCGUGUGGCUGCACGGCGCCUUUUGUCCCUGAUAGUGUCGACUUGUUUGUAGGCCUUGCCAAAAGAUACCGAUUUGUGAAGAAUCCGCUGAAAAUUGCUUGCAAGAUGUGA